Molecule: messenger RNA, 1075 nt
Organism: Penaeus chinensis
Lineage: Eukaryota; Metazoa; Arthropoda; Malacostraca; Decapoda; Penaeidae
Exons: 5
Coding region: 253-1038 (261 amino acids)
Source: RefSeq, a predicted model, not a curated record
GUGGCAAACACUCACGUAGUCUUUUGGUCUAAUGGCUUACACAAAUCGUGCUUAUGUACAUACCAUACACACAUACACAUACUAGGGCACUAGAAUAUCUGUGUGUGUGUGUGUGGGUAUCACUUUUAACAUCCGCAUUCAUCUUGAAUAGUUAGACACGUCGCCUGGAGAGAGAGAGAGGCGUGGUGGAUUACCAUAACUGUCUACAGACAAACCGGGACACUACCUGAUUUCCAGACGUUCACUUUAAAAAUGAAAACAGCGCAUUUUCAGUGGAGCAGAACUUGCAAGGCAGCCAUGAAGGAGCGACGUCUACUACUCGCGACAUCCGCGGGGCUGCUGAUCAUUGUCUUUCUUCGCGUGGCGCUGGAGAAGUCCUUUAGGAGGAGCCCGCCUCCUGCUGUCCUCAAGAGUGCCGUAGAAAACCCGACGUUGAAGGAAAGCUGUUUCGACUACGUGAAUUUCACCGCAGAGAACGUCUGCUGCAAGAUGCGGAAGUACACGGCGGGGGACGUGCUGCGCUGCGUCGAGGGGUUCAGUGCAGAGCAAAGACUACAACGCAAAAAGGCAGCAAACAUCUUCCGAGCCAACUCGACCACCUUGCCUGCAGUGACCCACAUUGCCCUGGUGGGAGACUCUCACAUGAGGAACCUGUUUGUGUCUGUCGUCGAGCGUAUUGGCAUCGAGAAACUGCAGGUCCGGAGGAAGUCUGUGCAGAAUACGUGGGGCGAUGCGAAAAAGGUCUUGAAAACAAUGCAUUUACAGAAAUUUAUAGACACUACGGAGGUGCGGCACAUGAGCGCCCCUUUCCGAGUCACGUGGUACAGGGACUGGAAGCUCGACGGUUUCCCCGAACUGAUUCAUCGGUGGGAGACGAACCAGGAGCUCAGGCCUUCGCUGGUCAUUACAGGAGCAGCGCACUACUGGGUGCGGAAACAUCCUCCUCGCGCAGGGAACCUUUUAGGAAAUUCCUCACUACCCUUGCACCUCACCCAGAUCUCGAAGGCAUCCCACACACACCAUAGAUCACCAUCUUAACCAGUGGUAUGCAGACAUACAGACUGCCCGCAGGGCA